Messenger RNA from Motacilla alba alba, 12979 nucleotides. It is a transcript of the gene KBTBD3, whose product is annotated as kelch repeat and BTB domain containing 3. NCBI's taxonomy places the organism in Eukaryota, Metazoa, Chordata, Aves, Passeriformes, Motacillidae. The record is from RefSeq and is a predicted model, not a curated record. Gene Ontology annotation, molecular function: protein binding. The coding region runs from base 7163 to 9007 and encodes 614 amino acids. The transcript is spliced from 3 exons.
GCGCGCUGCUCGGAAGGAGCGCUCAGGGGGGACUGGCGCCUCGCCGCCUGCGGAGAGGCGGCAGUGGCGGGGAGCGCCGCAUGCCGCGGCCGGGUCGCGCUGUGAGGGAAGGGGAUCGCUUUGCCCCAUCCCGGCGGUCCUGUCAGAAUUAGUCCUCCCUUAGAAUGAACGGAGCCGCCGCGGGGCGCAGGCGCGGGCGGCCUGAGCAUGCGCAGUAGGGGCGCCGCCGGCGCUGCCCUCCCGCGGUGGGCAGGGCGGGGCGAUGGCGGCCGCUGCUGCGGGGCUGGGGCUCCUGAGGCCGGCCGCGGCCGAUAACCCUGGCCGUGGCGCAAGGAAUGUAGUUAUCCGCUAAAUUCUGCUCCCUUCGGCCCUGUGCGGCACUGGGAGGUGGUUAUGCCCUCGAGGGGGUCCGGGGGAGGUGGUUCUUAGCGGCAGCGCGCCCCGCUGCGGACAGGUGAUGCGCGGUCCAUCUCUGCCAUCAGCGCAUCCUGCUGAGGUGGCGCCGUCAGCGCAUCCAUCCUGCUAGAGAGCCCUCCGGGCCCCCGGCACAGCUGUCGCAGCGGGCUGGGCUCUGUUUACCUUUUAUUGACUAUAAAGAGGAGCUGAUUGUCCCGAGAGCAGAGGCAGCACGCUGCAUCACCCUAGCAGGGUUCUGGCUCCUAAGGAUCUGUGCAAACAAAAGCCUCUUGUAUCCCUCAUUGUUCAUUCCCUCAAGAAUUCCGAUGGUUGUCAACUCGAUUCCCAUUUUUCCUCAAUUAUAGGCCAUUUGUAAGACCUCAAAAGGGAAUAAAUUUGCUUGCCCUUUGGUUCUGGAAUUGAGCCAUAGCUAAAAAACUAGGGCCUAUUUGAAAAUUUACAACCCGUCUUUCUUGUUGCUUGCCUUUAGAAAUACUUACACUUCAUCCGUCCUCAUUGACGAUGUACAAAUGAUGUAGAAAUGCUGAAAAUUGUAUUAUUGCACGUAUUUGUUAUAUACAAUUAUUGUUAACAAUAUAUAUAUUAUUGUUAUAUACAAUCCUCCUUUUUUAUUGUUCACCAUUGCUAGCUCACUGUUAAUAUGGAAAGCUGCUGUUUCUGCACAGGCCAGAAGGUCUUUCUGUCCAGAAUAAGUCUCAGUUAUAGCUGAGUAUAGAUUGGUCUUUGCAAAAUAUUUUAAACACAGAAGUAACAUUGAAUAAAAAAAAUGUUUAAUCAAGGAAUCAGUUGGGUAUUUGACUUACUUCAAAAUAUUAUUCCUAUUUUUCUCCAUGAUUUAAUGAAGUAGGGAAUGUCAUAAUCUUAUGCAUUAUCCAAACCAAUAGACAAAGUUAACUGACAGCAGAGGAGGAGUUAACACAGUCAAGAAAAAAAUCCCAGGAAAAUGCUCUUCACCAGUAUCAAACUGUACCUGAGGCUUACAUUUCAAACAUUGUAUUAUGUGCACUUUGAAGAGAAAAUUGUGGCCUUUUGUAUAUUUAGUUACUGAUAGAUUAUAAUAAUAAUGAAUUGUGGAUCUUACCUAAUUCCAAAAAAAAAACGCUUCUGGUUUGAUUGAUAGGUUUGGCUUGUCCAUGAUCUCUACUUAAGAGAUUUAAACAUUUAGCACUUUUUUUCACUAGUGGAUGAAUGUGUUUUUUUUAUUGAGCUUCGCGUGUAAAUGCAAUCUGAAGCUCAAGAUGCAUUGUAUAAUAUGUAAUUUAAUUAUGGAUGUAUUCAAUAUAAACCCAUAUCUUUACUUAAAACAUGCUAUUAUAAUAAGGUAUGCUAAAUUAACCUCUAAAGAUGCUCAAUAUUGCAUGCACGUUUUGAAAACCCACAUUUUAAUCACAUGCAAAAGUGACAGACUACAGAAGCCAUCAAAAACUGUCAUUUCUGCUACAGAAUUUGCAGUUAUUUUCAGCAGAAUUAGAAGUACAGUGUGUCAUUUCAAUUCCAUUUUUCCUGAAAAUUAAAAUUACAGUUCUUGAUCUUUUUUGGCUAAAGAAAUAAUUUGCAAAGUAACUUGAUGAAUUGGAGAAAUUUAAUUUUAAGAGAAAAUCCAGCUAGUUUUACCUCUUUUAAGUUACUGCUUUAUCUUAAUGUGUUCAUGUGUUUAUCAGGGAACAUGCACUUAAUAAUCACUGCUUGCAGAGUGGAAAUCUUCCACUUUGGGGAAUGCCUGCAGGAGUUACUGCUAUUUCCUUACUCCCUACUGAUGCCAUGCUAGGUUUUUUUUCCCAUGUUGAUUUUUUUUAUCACUUCUAAAGAACACAAAGCUUUAAAGUCUCUGUGUCACCUUUCAAUCUGAGAAUACUAUCCCAACAUUUAUUAUUGAUAAAUGUCAUUUUUGUGGAUUAAAUGUCUCAAAAUGUCCUGUGCUUUUUUUUUUUCUUGCUAAAAUGAUUGACUGAGUAUUAUUUUUCUUUGAAGUUCAGUUAUUUAUGAAAAACCUGUGAGACUCAGUUGCAUUGAAAUUUCCAGGCAGGAACUUGGAAUUCUCUUAGUGUUUUCAAUCUUAGGCAAUCAGUGACAAUCAACACAUUAAUGGACUAUAAAAGCACAGAACUUGUACUCAGUAUUUAUCGUUUAAUUACAUUUUAAACCACUCUUGUCUUUUUAGUCAGUAAUUAGAAGUGUCACCAGAUCCUACAGAUAUGUGUUCCACUCAUACUCAUCUUAUUGAAUGUUAAAAUAGAUGCAUAGUGUAGAGUGGUGUCCUUAAAACUUAUUAACAAGUCAUUAAUUUCUCUUCUUUUGAAGGGACAAGGAAUGAGAAUAGCAAAUCAUCUUAAUGGGUUCAAUAAUACAAUACUUUUAAUAUUAGAUCUUAGAAUGCUGAUCUUGACCUUUUCAAAACAUCUAUUAAUGCACCGUUUAAUUUUGUAUGGAAAAAACCUCCUGAAAGUUCUCUAGAGAAAUCUAUACAAUUACUUCAUCUCCACUAUGCUCAAUUCUUUCAUCCUAGGUACAUAAAGUGUUCUGUAAAAUACCAGCUCUUAGAUUUCCCUUUUUUAAAAUCCUGGUCCCUAGUAAGAGAUACUGUCCAAGCUGGGAGAAGGCCGUGUAAUACGUAUAAUAUUCCAUUGAAGAACAAUUUAUUUCUCAUAAGUUACCUGCUGUGAAGUACAAAGAUUUAUUUUUUUUUAAUUGGUGAGUGCUGUACCACAGCUGUGUUGUGCUUUCAGAUAAAAGCAAUAGAUUGUUUUACAAUUUGUUGUAAAUAAAGUACCAAAUCAGAGUUGAGUUUAGACUGGUUUUGCCAGCUACGUUGGAAGAGGAGAGAGCUCUUCCAUGCAUGUAUGUCUACCUGCACAGUGUUAGUUGUAAUUUCUGAAUGGCCUCUCCCUUGUGCUGGGAACAGUGUGAAGCCUCAGUCCCAUUCCAAGGGUUUGGUCCUGUUUAUUGUCAGGCAGACACAGCCGUAAGGGGCUUUUCCUGACAAAGUACGAGCUGAGCUAUGUGUGAUACUUAUGUGUGCUCAGUGCUUCCACAAAACAGAGUUCCCUAGGCUAUUUCAAAGUCACGCAUAUUUGUACGUAUAUUUUUAUCUCACUAUUAUAAAGUGAUCAGACAGUUUGAUGUCUUUGCCACUGUCUUUCUGGGCCCACAUUUGGGUGUUCAUGCUUCACUGUUAUUACACAUCCUCUCCCCUAGUUUGAUACUUUUCCUUGGUUAAAUACUUGCACAUCUUCCACCAUUCUCAACUUCAUUAGCAUAUUUAAACUUCUGUAACCAUUUUAUUUAUCAGUUGUAGCAGCUAAGGCUGUUUGGGCUGUUGGUUAAGCAAAAUCUUUUCAGCAAAAGUGUUUAUUAAUAUAUGUACAUUACGUGAGUACGUUCCCAUCAGUGCUUUGGCAGGAACUACAACAGAUUCUGCACAAACAAAAGUUCAUCUCUGCUCAAAGGUCACUUCACAGUUCUGUUUGCUUUACUGUUUCUGAUCUGGCGGAAUGGAUGUGUAAGUCAUUUCUAGGAGGUGUAUUGCAGUGGUUAUGAUUUUAGUGCAUGCCUGAAUGUUCUGAAAAUGUCUGGCCUGGAUGUUUUUGAUCUCCUUUAUGAGUUUAACUGUAUGCUGUGUUUAUAGUCUCCUAGUAUAGUAUUUAGGAUUCAACAUAUAUCCAGUUUAUUAAAUUCAUGUCUAAAGGUCAUUUGAACUUCCCAAAGGAAAAGUGUAGAAAAUCAAUUACACAUUUCAGUGUCUUCUACGUACAGAAUUAUAAGAACACUUAAGAAGGAUUGUUGAUGGUGCUAACUACAAGACAAUCAUAAAUAUGUUACAUCCUCCAUAUAUCUUUGGAAAGAGAGCAUUAGCAUUCGUGAAGUGAAAAAUUCCACUAGAAAUUCAGUGAGGUUUUGGCAGCUGUUUGCAUGGAAUCAAGGUCAGUUAAACACUUGUAGCUUUUUACAAAUGCUUAGAUACUAAGAGGAACGUGUGUAUAUCUCAUAUUUUGACUAUGGUCUUAUCAGAGUUCUCAGUGUGGUUACUUGGCAUCUGGGUCAAUGAGCUCGUUAUGUUCUAGACUGCUCUGUCACUUAUUGUCCUGGGAAAAGGACAGUGUUAAAUCUGUCAAAGGCCUGUAACUAAGUGAUCCCUAAUGGCCCUUCCAACCCAAACCACUCUGUGCUUCUAUGACAGAGGGGUCUUAUAAACAGCACAGCUAAUGAGGUCUGGGCCCUUAUUACUAGAUUUUGAGACAGAUCGUAAGAAUGCUCUUACACUCCGAGCUCUCAGGUGGUCCCUUAUUUCAUCCACCAUAAUGACCAAAAGUAGCUUACUAUGCCCAGCCUUCUGUUCAACUGCUGGCUGCUCUGUGGCUCUACACAGACUGGCCAUUGCUUGCCACUUGACUGUCAGGCAUACAGAAUGCCUGGCCCCUCAACCUGUACAGAGAGUUUUGAGAGGUACAUUUAUGUCCCCCACACAUGUGUUAUAUGGGGUUGACCUUAAUAAGUCUGAAGUUUGUGUCAGUUUUCACUGUAGCAGCCAACUGGCCUUGUGUUUCAGGUGUCUUACAAUAAAAAUAAGCCAGGGCAAGUGUUUACAUUUUAACUUUGGUGGAGUUUAGUUUUGGAAUUGUUUUCAGUUGUCUUUGUCAGCCAGUUGUUGGUUUGUUGAUUUUUGUUUUGUUUUUUUUUUUUCAGAAAAGCAGGCUAAUAGCUAAGGGGGCAUUUUCCAGCGUAAGACUGUAAAGGUCCAGUACGCGAGCAGGGAGGUUUUGUCAAGUGGUGAGAGAUUGGAUCACGUACAGCAGUACUUGUGUCAUGUUCCAGGACAGGCUGCAAGGCCAGUUGCUGAACAGCACACAGACAUGUCUUAAAAAGCAAAAGUAAGAGAUCCCAGUUCUAAUAAACCAUUUACUGGAGCUUGGUUCUUGGUAAUCCACAUGAAUACAGGCUGUGUAAUUAGAAUGCUGUGGGAGUUUAUGGAGCAAAUAAAAGGAGGGGUGUUCCCCAGCUGAGCUGUCCCUCUUUCCCGAGCUGCAGACCUCUUUAACAUAUAUCUGCACCCCCUACGUUUCUUACCCUUUUGUCAGAGUCAAUCAAAUAUUUAUAAAAACCCCUACUGUUAAUUAAUGUGGCUUUGUAAAAGAAUGCAUGAAAUAAUUAUAAAUGCCUUGUUUAACAUACCAAGUUUUAGCUGAAUUGUUAAGAGAGUUUGGAGGGCUCUAAAAUCAUCAACAGAUUCAGUGAAGUGGUACAUUAAUACCAAAAUUAUAAAGUAAGUCAGGAGUUGGCUACAAGACAGCUGGAAAUUGAAUUUAUUAAUAUGUAUUUUUUUAAUGGAGAGAAGGGUGAAUUAGGCUAAGUCAUUGCACAGUGUUCAUUAUUACAUUCCUUAAUCGUGAACAAAAAAAUUAAAGAUACACUGCUAAAUUUUGCUUUUAAGAAAAUAAUGAGACACUGCUAUUAGAGAUUAGGAUUAGGAUGCACUGGAUGACUUGGAAAUUGUUCUAGUGAGACAGUGAUGAGGUCUGAACCAUAAUGUUGUACAACAAAUCUUGUAUCAGUGAAAGAAAUUUAGGAUCAAACCAGAAUAAAGAGAAAACUGCAAGAAAUAAUGAGGAAAACCAGAAACUCGGCCUUAUAAGUGGACCUUGGAAAGUUUGACAAUUAUUCAUUCUAAUGAAAGUUGAGAAAGGGUAUCAACGCUCUUGAUAAUUGUAAGAAUGAAUAAAUAUACAAAGGAAAAUUAAGUCAAAUAAAAAUUUUAACUGAAGAACAAAUAUAUGUAAGCAUUAAUAAAUUGAUGGGUAAUUAAGAGCUACACCAAUGUACUGGAAUAGAGUUUUUGUAGUAAUGCUGUGGUAAAAGAAAACUUUCUGAAACAUUGAUUGCUUGUUUGAAAGUGAUCAUAUGAUAUCUUGCCUAAAAUAGCAUAGUUCGACUUAAUUACAGUAGAUGUUUCCAUGUUCAUAAUACAAAUAUGAAUAUUACUGAAAUUGAUAAUUUUAUCAUCAGAAAGCAUGUUGUAGGUUGGAGCUUGCUAUAGGAAUUACAUGUAAGUGGAGAAAUAUGUCUAGUAUCAAUUGUGAGUUCCAGAAUUUUGCAGAAAGGUUUAUGUUUCUUUUAGAAGAAAUGUUAUUUGAUGUGAUGCCAAAUAAACUUUGAAAUUCACUUACUUUUUAAAAAAAAAGUUUCAUUUAAAUGUAGGAAACCAACGUUAUUGAAGCAACUCUGCUUUUGAAGAUUCAGCCUUUUGAGGAGCAGGCUUUUAAAAUCAUAAUAAAAGAGUAUUCUAGAAAAUUCUGACAUACGGAAAAGUUUCAUGAUAUAUGGAAGUUGGGGUUUAUGAGGCCAUACAUUAUCAGAAUAAAUGGUGGUCUUGUUCUUCUGUAUUUUCCUAGUUCCUCAGGCUUAGAAUGGAAAGAGUGAAUACGUUGAGAUUGUCUGGCCAUGGGAAGGAGAAGAUGCCUGCUCCAAGGGUGCCAGUGCUGGCAGCAAGAUCACUGGAUCUCUUCUCUUCCAGGAGACAUGGAGGUCUAUUUGUGGUUGGAGCUACCUGACUAGAUAAAGAAUAGAUCAGUCUGCUGUGAAAGUACCUCACAUGAAGAAGACUGCCUGAUGGUUUAGUUUGCUCUGAAUGUGUCGUGUCAUCAGAUGAGCCUUUUCAGAAAAUUAAAAACCAAAACCAGUAUUUUCUUGUUUCUGGGUUUUGUUUGGAAUUUUUUGUCCCCUGUCAAUUCAGGAAUAGAUUGAAGAAAACAUGGCCAAUCAACGGGAUUACAUUAGCAGACCUAUUUGCAAUGGAAUUUCUGUUCCUGAAAAUAAAAUCAAUUCCUUAGUGGCUGAAGGUCAUGGACAACAAAUUCUAAAAGUACUACAAAAGUUCAGAGAACAAAAUAUAUUUUUUGAUUUUAAAAUUCGUGUGAAAGAUGAAAUAAUUCCCUGUCAUCGUUGCGUACUGGCAGCAUGCAGUGAUUUUUUCAGAGCCAUGUUUGAAGUUAAUAUGAAAGAACGGGAUGAUGGCAAUGUUACUAUUAGUAACCUAUCACCCAAGGCAGUGAAAGCUUUUCUUGAUUAUGCUUACACAGGAAAAACAGAGAUAACCAAUGAUAAUGUGGAAAUGCUCUUCCAACUGUCGUCAUUUCUUCAAGUUUCACUCCUUUCCAAAGCUUGCAGCGACUUCCUAAUAAAAAGUAUUGAUCUUGUGAAUUGCUUACAGUUGCUUUCUCUAUCAGAAAGUUAUGGGUCUGUCCGCUUGUUUGAUCAUGCUCUAGAUUUUGUACAACACCACUUUUCAUUGCUGCUCAGAUCGAGUGACUUCUUGGAGAUGAAUUUUGAGAUAUUACAAAAAUGUCUCGAGGCUGAUGAACUAGAUGUGCCCGAGGAAGAAUCAGUGUUGAAAGCUGUCCUCCAGUGGACCAAACACAACUUAGAAACACGGCAGAAAUACCUGCCUAAUUUGAUUAAAAAAGUGAGAUUACACCAGUUACCUGAAAAGACUUUGCAGGACUUUCUGCAUUCUGAAGAACACUUACUUAAGAGUGCUAAUUGCUCAGUAAUAAUCAAUGAUGCAGUUAAAAGUGUGCAGAACUUCAGUGGAUUGUUUCCAGAUGCACGUCCUUCAACCACAGAAAAAUAUAUAUUUGUUCAUAAAACUGAUGAAGAUGGAGAAAACAGACAUACGUUCUGCUACAACAUCAAAACAGAUAAAUGGAAAGAACUACCACAUACGCACAUGAUUGAUCUGCCAGGGUCAAGUUUGUCUAGCUAUGGAGAAAAAAUAUUUAUAACUGGAGGAUGCAAGGGUAAUUGUUAUAGGACUGUCAGGCUUCAUAUUGCUGAACCGUUUCAUGAUGCCACUGACCAAACCUGGUGCUACUGCCCAGUCAGCAAUGAAUUCUCCAUAGUGUCAGCUAUGAAAAAACCCAGGACAAUGCACACAUCUGUUGUAACCUUAAAUCAGCUCUUUGUGAUAGGUGGAAAGACCAGAGGAGCUCAAGAAACUCGAAGUCUUUUGGAUGUAGAAUCCUAUAACCCUCUUUCCAAAGACUGGAAAUCUGUAAGCCAGUUACCAAGAGGUAUCUACUAUCCAGAAGCAAGUGCAUGCCAGAAUAUAAUUUAUGUCCUUGGCUCAGAAGUAGAGAUUACUGAUGCCUUUAAUCCAUCCCUUGAUUGUUUCUUUAAGUAUAAUGCUAUGACUGAUCAGUGGUCUGAGCUUGUAGCAGAAUUUGGGCAGUUUUUUCAUGCAACUCUAAUCAAAGCUGUUCCAGUGAACUGUACAUUGUACAUAUGUGAUCUCUCCACCUACAAGGUUUACAGUUUUUGCCCAGAAACCUGUGUUUGGAAAGGGGAAGGAUCUUUUGAAUGUGCUGGCUUUAAUGCAGGGGCAGUUGGGACAGAAGACAAAAUUUAUAUACUAGGUGGUGAUUAUGCUCCAGAAGAAAUCACAGAUGAAGUUCAAGUCUACCACAGUAGUAGGUCUGAGUGGGAAGAAGUUUCACCAAUGCCAAGAGCCUUAACUGAGUUUUAUUGUCAGGUCAUUCAGUUUAAUAAAUAUAGAGACCCCUGGUCACCUGUGCUGACGAUUUGCUCUGGAGAAUUUUGAAACUCCGAAGUCAAAAAGAGUCUAUUUAAAUGCACAACUUGUAGAACAGUUUUUAAGUAUUAGUUUACGGAUAGAGAAAUAUGUACUCAUUUGUUUAAAUUCUCAGUUUAGAUUAAAUGCUGUAGGAUUGCUUUUGGAAGACUCCAUUAAAAUGUCAUUCGUGCUAGUCGUUAUACAGACAGUAUUGUAUACUUAAUUUUAUAUACUACUCUUCUCUGUAAUUAUCAGAAUAAUUUUGAAAAUUAUAUUAAUUUUCCAAAAAAAAUAUGCAUGAGGAAUUAGUUGUGUAAUAUGUGUAAUUAUUUCUGUAAUAUUCACAGUUGUCCCAACAGACAAAUUGUUAAAUGAAAAAACUGGCUGUGAUACUGUUUUCCCUAUGUAACUGAAGUUUAAAAGACAUUUUCAUUAUUGUUAUUUAGAUUUUCUAUGUUCAUAAACCUGUAAGAGGAAUUCAUUGUCAGCUUUAUCUUAUACAAUGACCUUAGCAAGGACAAAGAGCCAAAGUGACCUUCACAGUAUUAAAACCAGGUAUCUAACUUGAAGAGACUGAUAAUUCUUGUCAUCUUACUUCAGCUCUUCAGUUUUACCAGUUUUUCUCCAUCCUUGUGCCUUAGUAGUAGCUUUAUUUUCUGUUUCCAUGCCAUUAACUGUGGCAACGUAAACUUCAAUAAUAUACUGCAGGGCAGGUAAGAUUUCUACAGGAGAGAUGAUUCAUGUGAUAUCUUUGCUUCAGUCAUGUUGCUAACUAAAGAAAAAACACUUCAGGAUGUUUUCUAACAGAAGUCUUCAUCUCUGAAGUCUUCAGCGCUACCUACUAAGCAGUCACUAGGCUGCUUAUAGCAGCAAGCUGUAAACUGAAUCGUAGCUGUUGCUUCUGUUAACUAUGGGAAAAGUUUGUAUCUUGUCAUACAUCAAAUACAAAGUUACAAAACUACACCCCCAUAUUAAAAGUCAAUAGUAUUUCUGAGGUGAGAAAUCAUCUCUUGUGGUUUAAAUUAAUUAAAACACUUUAUCUUGAACUUCAUUGUAUUGUUAGAUGUUAAAAUAUUACACAGUAAACACUACAUAUUGCUUGAUAAACUUUUAAGUAGUCAGCUAUGAUAAUGUUAAAAUUGUAAUGGACUUUUACUACUAAUAUUAGUCUAGCCAUAUGUUCUGAAGUAGAUUUGAUCUCAUGCUUACAAAGUCAGUCUUCUUUCUGACAGGAGGACACUGAAAUUAGCUAGGUUUCAUAAAUUAAUUUGUAAUCUUCCACAGCCUGAGAAUUUCCUAUCUUUCCAGGUAUCCAGAUAAGACACUGAGAGUCCUUACGUUCCAUAGAAGUAUUGUGAAAGCAGUAAGGUUGUCUUCUGCCAGACAGAAUAAUGGUUCUAAACAUUUAUUCACAUCUUUUCAAGCAGUUUAAAUAAUAAAUAAAAUUUAGCGAGGCAUCAGAGACAUCUUUCGUAUGUCUUGAGACAACUGUGGUAAGUUCAUUAUCACAUCACUACUGCAUGUACUUUUGUAAAACCCAAGAAUAUUAAUAUUAAUGCUUAAAGCUUAAUAUUGCCUAGAACAGGCUUCUGUUUUAAACAGUAAACAAUGGAAGGUUCUGAUUCUGUGACUGACUCUGUAAUUUGUUAUCAGAUACCUUUAAAAAUCUAGAUAACAUUCAUCAUAACAAUUUUCAUGAGCAUGUAAAAUAAAAUCAUGUACAUUUGGAAUAGAGCAGGACCCUUCCACUCAGUAAUUUCUGUAUAUUAAUAUGUGUGUCAGUUCUGUAGAAGUAAAUAGCUUGCUACAAUAUUUCAGGCAACUUCCACAUAAAUGUUUUUUUUUUUCAUAAUAAGUCUCCAAAUCAUAUUUUAACUAAAUGUAGCUAGGUAACCUCUACAAUCACCUUGCAGAAAUGCAAGUAUUUUUAUAUUGGGACACAACUACUUUUUGUUAGUGCAAAGCAAAUGUAUUGAGUAGAGAGAGGAAGAAUACUAUUCCUACUUACUGAAACAAUAGGAAAAAACCAAACACAUAGGAAAAUGGUAGGUUUGGUUUUAAUGAAUCUACUGAGGGUAGCAUAGAGACUUCAUUAACCAUUAAUUAUUGCAACUUGACACAUCAUUGGAAUACAAGGCCAAAUUCACCUUUGCUUUUGUAUUUGUGUUGUGUUUAUACCUGAGUAAUAUGAGUAUACAAUUUAUGCAUUAAGAAAAGUAACCUAUUACGCCCGUAGUACAUGGGCAUAAAUAGCUAUGCAAAUUGGAAGAUAUCAGAGAAUUGCAAGGGUGUUUUAAUUGCCACUGUCAUGGCCAGAUUGCUGGAUCACAUAAACAGCAAGCGAGUCAUUCAGGUGAUGCUCUUUCCUCUAAGUUUUUCCCUACAGCAGAUCUUUUUGGCAGUCUUCUACCCAGCUAUUUGCUAUAAGACUCUUGCAUCUGAUAUUAGACAGAGCAAUGAUGUAUGUGAGAAAUUCCUCAGUACAGAGGAAGUAUAGACAGUGAAAACUGACUGAAGCUGCAUUGGGAAAAUAGACAUGCUUCUUUAAUAUUCUACACUAUACUUGUGCAGGAACUACUGUCAGUUCCCAGUUUGACAAAUCAUUCAUGGAUUUCACAGGGAGUGGAGUUCUUACUCAGUGAUCAGGAAAUAAUGUAGUAAUGUCAGUUACUUUCCAGCACUGCUUACAGAAAAGUUACUGUGAAAUGGUACUGAUUUUCUGCAGUUAGGCAGGUAAACCUGUACUACAGCUCUCACAGAAGGAAAAAGGAUCAUUUGCCACAUUUCCACAUACAAAGUAUUAAAUCUGGUAGCAGAACUGCAUGCAGAAGAAGCAGAAGUGUUAGAAAGUCAUAUUUAAAAACAAGGCUUUAUCGUAGAAGAAAGGACUUAUGUUCCAAACCCUGUGAUUAAUUGUUAAAGAUGUAAGAAAACUCAGUGAACUACACAAAAAAUUAUUAAUUACUUGCAUGAGUAACUGUUGUAGUCUGGAUCAAACAGAUUUUUCAGUCUACAGAGCAUUUAUGCAAACAAAAGUCACAAAAUUAAUGCAAAGUGAGUUUUUAAAUAUCUUUUUAUGACUUUUCAAAGCUCUUUGAAUCAAAGCUUUAUGAAAAAGUACCUUCCUCUAAAAAUAGUAACUAGAUAACGAUUACAUAUGUUCUCACUGAAAUAGUGAUGUUUAAACAUACAAAAUGCAUGUAAAAUUAUAAUCUACUAUUUGCACUUAAAUGAUGUAACCAAAACAUUUCUAAUAGUAUUCUAUUUUAUGUCACAGAAUACAUUAUAAGCAUGACCAGUAUAAUAUACACAAAGAUAAUAUAUAUUGUAUGUGGGAUUUUAAUAUCCAGUGAUGAUUAUAUUGGAUAAUCCUAAUUUUUAAAGAAUGCUAUCAAAACAUUAUGGCACUUUGGUAAUGUUAUCAGACUGCUUUAGUUGUUAUAAUAAAUAUCAAUUAUUCAGGUGUUUUAUUUAUUAUGUUUGCACAUACCUGAUGAUUAUUAUUUAAGGACUAAUUAAUUUGUUUUCUAUAUUCUAAAUACAUUUGUAGUAAGUCAGUUUACUGCUGUUAAAAAUUGUUAUAUUCACAAAAUGGAGUAGAUUUUUCUGGGUCAGAUUUAUUUAUGGUAUUACUCUGUGAAGAAAAUUGUUUACCUUCUCUGGUUAGUAUAGGGUAGUAGGUAAGGUAUAGGCUAUAGAAUAUGCUGACUGCAGUUCCUAAUGAGGAGAUUAAUUUUAGAUGUUUCUGUUUGUAGGUGACCAACAGGAGGCAGCAUAAGCUCUAUUUUAAUUAAAACAGACUGAAAACAGGGAUGUAUUUGACAGUAUUUAUAGUUGAACAUUAUGCUCAAUUUACUUUUUUCCUUCUAACACCCAGUGAAGCAUAGAGAACAGUAACAUUUCGCUGCUGCCUGGGCUCUGCUGAUAUGUGGAAAGUACAAUACUACACAUUUGCUGAGAUGUUCAUUCUUUUGUGAAAUAAAGCACUGAGCAACUGAA